Marchantia polymorpha subsp. ruderalis is the source of this 5711-nucleotide messenger RNA. Lineage: Eukaryota; Viridiplantae; Streptophyta; Marchantiopsida; Marchantiales; Marchantiaceae. The record is from the annotation of a GenBank genome assembly.
GAGAACGAGCUUUGUCGAAAUCCUGGCCAUACGCAUGACUACAAUGAGUCGAAAUUCCAUGCUGUAGUCGCAGAAGGUGCCGCUGACAGAAGUCUGCAUAUUUGCAAAGUCUCCACGGUGCUUUCUCAAACACCAACUACCGACCGCGACAAAAAGCAAGCCACACGAUUUUCAUGGCCAUUUUGCUGCAUAAAAUAGCUCAGACAGUAACUUCACCCCUGAUCACUUACCCAAAAUGGUUUUCACAAGUUCCUCAGAUACGUGACGUGAUAUUGUGGCCCGAGAAAAUUGGAGAGUCAAAUUACUUCACAUCAUCAUGUUACAUUACAUUUUCGAAGUUGAAAAGGUGUUGGAAAUCCUUGUCAUUCUACCGGAUGUUCCACUAUCCAAGACAAGUAAAUAAGCAUGUGUUUACUUUCGUCAACGCUGUAAAAUCCUGGUGCUAGUAGCGCAUAGACAUCUCGUCUCCCGAAGAAGAACAAUUAAACUGGAAGGCGGGAUAGCAAUUUUCACGUCGCUGAUUGCCUCUGCGCUUCUCAGCUUCGACUCGCAUUUCUACCAGUUUCGUCUCACUCUCAAGAGUUGAAACUUCAAAUUUAAUGUCGUAUCAUCUUUCGUUGCUCCUAACAAAUAAACUAUUGCAAGAAAGAUGGCUCUUGAAGGCUGCUAUGAGUACUGAGAUUUUGAGAUGUAGCAAGAGUGUAUAGGAAGCUUUUGUUUGUGAGCAAAUGAACCAACUUCGUAGCUUCUUAUGGAGAUUCCCCUGAUCAUACUGCAAUGCAUUGAAGACGACGAUUGGUUUCAGGCUUCAUCCGCAUCAACAUCAACUGUGGUGGUGAGGUUGACACGGACCCAGACACAACCCUGGAGUUGAAGUGGUACAACUGGCUGAACAAGGUGUCACAAUCAACGCUUCUGUAAAUCUCAAUCCAACAGUUGUUCCCGCAAACAAUGCGGAAGGGCUGAAAUACUGCUCUUGCUUUCAACCUGGGCAAUCCUGACCGCAAGGCUUGAUCGAAACUCUAUUACAAAUUGCCCGUGGGUUUCAAUGAAACACAUGAAACAAGACUAAGGCCGAAGGUAAACGUUUCGACGCUCUUGGAGUUCAUCCGCUGUUGGCGGGCUUUCGAAUGCACAGCAUCUUCUCGACGAGCCUAGAAACUUAAGAGACUAAAUUGGGAGCAACACCUCCACAAACUCACAUCUUCGCUCGGUGCAGUCUCCGACGACAAUCAUCUUGUAAGCGAAAAUCCCUUCUUACAUUCUGACCUGGCUCAGAUCUUGCCUGCUCCAAACUCAAGUAGCUUGGAUUGCUUAAACAGAUGAUCACUUCCGAAUUGUUUGCGUCGAUACCGCAUCCCAAAGAUCAACAUGAAGUACGUUGGACUCAUGGAGAUGGAGAAAAGUGCUCUAAACAUCAAUGGUUGUGAUCUCAAAAGCUUGGAGAUGAUCAUUGGUGCCACAAUGAUAGAAAGGGGAUGAUUCUAGUCUUCAUCAAAAGAGAAAUAUCCCUUUCUGACAGGCGUGUAUACCCCGUUCCAUGGUCGUCACCACGUGGUGUCCGAAGCUGAACUCUCUUUUGAUGACCUAACCACGUUCACGAUUUUUUGGGUUAUCUUAGACAGGAUCUGCAGAUUUCUGCCCAGGCUUGAGCCGUGAUAUCUGGGGACUAAUGGCGGGGAACGUCUUGUCUCAAUUAUCUCUGCGACUGAAAUUCGGGAGCAGAAGCACAAUGUGUUGGGUUGGAAUUCUCUCUGGGGUCUUACUCUCGAACCUUAUUCUCUACCCGGUCCUCUCGCAGUCUACUGGGGCUUCUCCAGAAGGAUUCAUAAGCAUCAACUGUGGCGGCUCGAGUGGAGUAGACCCUAUCACCUCACUCCAGUGGAUCACUGAUGACACUCAUCUGCAGUCAUUCAAAAGACUUUCUCAAGAGAAGGUGAUCAUCACCGCCGACGUUUAUUACAACGAGAGCUCACCUAGCGUACCGAAUGACGAACAGUUGAAAACUGCUCUGGUGUUUCUUCCCAUCCGAAAGACACGCUCGAAGUUUUGCUACGACUUGCCAAAUGCAUUUAACGCAACUGAAGGAUCACGAAAUUAUCUUCUUCGAGCAAUGUUUCCCAGCCAAAAUUUGACUCUGAAUGGAACUCCAUUAUCGGGAUAUGCCACUCGGUUCUACCUUACUGUCGACUCCACCUACAUCACCACAAUCGAGCUACUGCCAUCGAUGCCUCAGACAAUCGAGCUGGUCGUCUCUUCAUUAGAUGAAAAAUUUUACGUUUGUCUCGUGCCCUUGGAAGACAAGUCCUCAAUGCCAGCAAUCUCAACUCUGGAGUUGCGUCCGUUCGAUCCAGAAACCUAUGGCAGAACUGGUCAGUCGACAGACAAGCAACAGUCGAGCUAUCUCAUGCUGGUUCAUCGUUUGGACUUCGGAGGAACACUUGACACUGAGUCGCCUCCUAUCAGAUAUCCCGAAGACCCUUUCGAUCGUAUAUGGUCAUCCCCACGAAUUCCCGAUGGAGCGGAGUUUGAGGCUUACAACAGUACCAAAGAUUGGCCUGGGGAUGGCGGGGGCAAUCUUCGCUUCCCUUUUGCAGUUACGAGAUCGAUAUGGAGAGGAAAAAAUUUAUCAUCCUCCAUUAGCUUUGAGGUUGAUGCGAAGAGCGCUAGAGCCCUCCGUCCACUACCAACAUUCUGGUUACAGAUGCUUUUUUCAAACGUAGUUUCUGGAGAUGAGAAUCCUGAUAUAAUCCCCCUUCUAUACGACGGUAAUCGAUCUGUGUUCUUUGCAUGGCGACCGGUUGAGAUACACCCCUAUCCGGAUUAUUUUGGCGCAUACAGCAACGACCAGGUCAUCCAUAGCGAUGCGUAUAGAAUCAAAAUUGCACCAAACGAAUCCACAGAAGCACCUGUUCUGAUAAAUGCAGCCGAGAUUCACGGUGAGUUUCCAGCGGUGGCAGUGAGAACUUCAAAACUUGAGGUGGAUAAUUUCAGGAAUGUUUUUCCCGAUUUCGCAUCAAGUUCUCUAGACACAGCUGGCGAUCCGUGCUUGCCAGUUCCUUGGGACUGGCUAGUUUGUAGUAUCGAGUUGCCCCCUACAAUAACCCAAAUAAACCUUACUGGCAAAGGUGUGGCCGGUGUAUUGCCUAGUGUAUUUGGGAAUUGGAGUCAGUUGACGAUUUUGGAUCUGUCUGAAAACAGUUUCGACGGGGAUUUCCCUGAUUCUAUAGGAGAAAUCCGCACUCUCAGAGAACUGAACUUGGGAUACAACAAGCUGUCUGGAGAACUACCCUUCUUCCGUUCAAAAUCACUUGACAAUCUGGAAAUGCUAUCACUGUCGAGCAAUAUGUUCAAUGGAACACUGGAUUCAUUAAUAGGAGCAUUGGACGAAUCGAUUCAAAACUUAGACCUCAGCAAUAACAAAUUCGUCGGACCCGUACCUGGGAAUAUAGAAGUGCUAGGAAACUUGGAGAAUUUGGAUAUGUCCAACAACCAAUUGACGAGCGAGUUAGCAGUCAACUUCACUAAACUCGGGAAUUUGAAAAAUCUGAACUUGAGCCUUAAUAAUCUGAACGGUACAGUGCCUGACAGCAUCUGGGACACUCGCAGCCUCCGAUCUGUGGAUUUGAGAAACAACAGCUUUGUGGAAUUGAACCUUACAGCAUGGUAUAAGAAAAUUACCGAUGGCAAGAGUUUUGAAAUUCAUAGGGUUCAGCUGCGUUUGGCUGGAAAUCAGAUACGCAGCAUUAUCUCACCGAGCCUUCAAGAUUUAGAGAGUUUAAUACUAGUGCCACCUUCACUAUCUGACCAGCUAUUCUCGAUACAGCAAUACUCUUCACAAACUUUUAUCUUGCUUGGAGAUAAUCCGUGGUGCCUCAAUGAUACUGAGGGAGUGAAUUUAAAGUUCAUCAAAAAAUACAUGUGCCGAUCUAGCGAGCAUGAGAACUUCUGGGCGCCCCCAUCAAACGAUGGUGUCCAAACAGGAGUAGUAAUUGCCGUGGGCGUGGUAUCUGGAAUAAUCGUGUUACUUAUGAGUUGUUUAGUCAUAUUCUUCACAUGGAAAAUGCGAAGAAGCAGUCGUGAACUUCAACAGAUACAAGAAGUUUUAGCAAAAGACAACGUGAAGCCACCAAUUUUCAGCUACCAAGAACUCAAAACCGCGACACACAGUUUCUCUAGUUCCAAUGAGUUAGGAAAAGGUGGAUUUGGCACUGUUUUCAAGGCUGAACUAGCAGAUGGGAGUAUUGUUGCUGUGAAGAGACUCACUCGGACAAAGCAGAGUACGUCCGACUUCUUGAAAGAAAUGGUAAACAUCUCGGGUAUCAAACAUAGACAUCUGAUUCAACUCAAGGGAUGUUGCGUAGGGGAGAAUCAGCAACGGAUGCUGAUUUACGAAUACGCGGAGAACAAGAGCCUCGCAGAAGCCCUGUUUGGUUCAGGUCCUCAAUGUGCGACCUUCUUGAACUGGAAACAACGUUACAACAUAUGCUUGGGAAUAGCCCAUGGACUUGCGUACCUACAUGAAGGAUUGCAGCCGGGUAUGAUUCAUAGAGACAUAAAGCCGGAAAAUAUUCUUCUGGACAAGAAUUACAACGCAAAGAUUGCCGACUUUGGACUCGUCCGGCCCACUAAUGAUUCAAAUGACACUCAAGUCACCAUGAACAUUGGAGGAACGAGGGGCUACUUUUCACCAGAGUAUGCACUAGAAGGCGUCGUAUCCGAGAAACUGGAUGUGUAUAGCUUUGGUGUAGUCUUGCUGGAAAUCGUUGCUGGAAGACAGUGCAUCGAUCUGAAGUUGCCACAGGAACAAAGUAUUCUACGCUCCUGGGCUAUAACUUUGUACACGGAAGGCAAGGUUUUGAACUUGGUCGACAAAAGAUUGGAGGGCGAUUAUGACGAAGAAGAAGUCCUGCUCGUGGUGAACAUGGCUCUGUCUUGUCUGCAAGCAGAUCCCAAGAAACGCGCAACGAUGUCUCAACUGGUGAACGUCCUCAUGAAGAACUCAAAUGCAAGUGUAGCUGUGGACAUCGUCAACGAGCUAAAAUCCCAGACACCAUACUUGUGGAGCAUAUCAGAGGACGAACACUACGUGGAUGCCUAUCCCAGUAGACAAGGCGUUCAAGGAGAAUCAGCCGAACUUGCUUUAAUGUCAUCAUUUGCCGCCGAUUCACAAGCCUCGGUUAUGGUGCCUCGAUAGCACGUACAUGAGCUCAUGCAGUAUCUCAACUUCCUAGAUUAGGUCGUCUGUUCCCUAUGUUCUCUCCAAGAUAUCUCAGUUUACAUUACCUUUGCGUGUGCCCUUGAGACACUGUCGUAGGGAGAUCAGUGUUUACCUUGAACAAGAGUGCAUUUACUUUAUGCUCUGUCUAAUUUCAAGCAACUGCAUUCCGAUCGUGAGUUAUAGAAGGGUCACAUAUUUUAAUACUCCAUGAAAUUUCAAGCAUCUGCAUUAUUUAUUCGUUAAACUUGCUAGUUAGUUGCUAGUUGCUAGCUAGCUACUACUUGUUAAUAUAGAUUCUGGAUUGAAUAUUGCCUCAUACAGAAACCAAACUGAUGUUUGAGAGAAAGAUAGAAAUCUUGAGAUGAUAGUUUAAACAUCUUAAUGUGAAUCGAUUAGCUUUUUUAAAGUCUUCAAAUAUGAAAACAUACCAGUCACCAUUGUAGUCAUUCUUGACCAUGCAAAGACUCCACUCUGGAUGGCAGUAAAAUAU